UGAAGGAACAGAGAGAGGGAAAAGGCAAAAGAGAGGCUACAUCACCAUUGAAACAUUUGGCAAGGAGGCUUAUAGAAUAUUAUUAUUAUAGAUGAGACAGCUGGUCGUAUUUUGGCAAUAACACAAAGAAAAAGGUGCGGUUUUGUGAUUGACAGCAACAAGAGAGGCAGUUUUCAGGGUGUUUUUUCCUCUUCAUCCCUUUUGCCAUCAUCAGCAUGACAAGUGACAGUCGGCAAUAACCAGUAUUUUUGGCGCUGGGCAACAAACAUAAAAAAAAGCAACAAAAUCAUCUUUGAAUGCCACUGGAUAUACUCCUCCUCCUCGUUUGUGCGCCUUUUAGAAAGAAAACUACGCACUGAUUGAUCAUUUUGUGUUGUGUUGCUGACACACAACCUGCUGAAGGCAAAACUCCUCCUCCUCCUCCUCCUCCCUCCGCUUUUCUCUCAUCUUCUCCCGCCCUCCCUCCCUCCCUCCCUCCUCCCUCCCCCCCCCGGUCCUCUAUGCUCAGUUCGGUGUGUGUAUCCUCUUUCAAAGGGCGCAAGGGUGGGAACAAGUCGUCCAACAAAGCAUGUUACAGCGCAGACAUGACUUGUCCGUCGGAAAGCGAGAAGAUCGUGAUAAACUGCGGCGGCGUGCGCCAUGAGACGUACCGCAGCACCCUGAAGACGUUGCCGGGUACGCGCCUGUCGUGGCUGACCGAGCCGGACGCCUUCAGCAACUUCGACUACGACCCCAAACUGGACGAGUUCUUCUUCGACCGCCACCCGUCCGUCUUCUCCUUCAUCCUCAACUACUACCGCACAGGCAAGCUGCACUGUCCCAACGACGUGUGCGGGCCCUUGUUCGAGGAGGAGCUCGCCUUCUGGGGCAUCGACGAGACGGACGUGGAGGCGUGCUGCUGGAUGAACUACCGCCAGCACCGGGACGCCGAGGAGGCGCUGGACAGCUUCGAGACGCCCGAGCCGGACGCCCCGGACGACGACCCGGCGCUGCAGGGGGGCGCCGACGGGGACCUGAAGAGACUCUGCAUGCAGGAGGACGCGCGCAGGGCGGGAUGGUGGAAGACAUGGCAGCCCAAAAUCUGGGCGCUCUUCGAGGACCCGUACUCGUCCAAAUACGCCCGGUAUGUGGCGUUUGGCUCCCUAUUCUUCAUCCUCAUCUCCAUCUCCACUUUCUGCAUGGAAACGCAUGAGGCCUUCAACACCAUCCUCAACAAGACGGAAAACUUCACGGUGGGCAACGUGACGCGUGAGGAGAUCGUCUACGAGGUGGUGACCGACAGCUGGCUGACGUACGUGGAGGGCGUGUGCGUCAUCUGGUUCACCAUCGAGGUCCUCCUGCGAGUCAUCUUCUGCCCCGACAAGCUGGAGUUCUUCAAAAGCUCCCUCAACAUCAUCGACUUUGUGGCCAUUCUGCCCUUCUACUUGGAGGUGGGCUUGAGCGGUCUGUCCUCCAAAGCUGCCAAGGACGUCCUGGGGUUCCUCCGGGUUGUGCGAUUUGUCCGCAUCCUUCGAAUCUUCAAGCUCACCCGCCACUUUGUGGGGCUGCGAGUGCUCGGCCACACCCUUCGCGCUAGCACCAAUGAAUUCCUCCUGCUCAUCAUCUUCUUAGCCCUCGGUGUCCUCAUCUUCGCCACUAUGAUCUACUACGCCGAGAGAAUCGGCGCCGACCCGGACGACCCGACAGCGAGCGCCCACACCAACUUCAAGAAUAUUCCCAUCGGCUUCUGGUGGGCCGUGGUGACCAUGACCACGUUGGGCUACGGAGAUAUGUACCCGGAAACGUGGUCGGGGAUGUUGGUGGGUGCUCUGUGUGCCUUGGCUGGUGUGCUGACCAUCGCCAUGCCCGUUCCCGUCAUUGUCAACAACUUCGGCAUGUACUACUCUCUGGCAAUGGCCAAACAAAAGCUGCCCAAAAAGAAGAACAAACACAUUCCAAGAGCACCUCAGCCAGGGUCUCCCAACUACUGCAAGCCGGACGCCCUCGCCAUGGCUACCGCAUCCCCGCAAAGGCUCCUGGGGAAUGUCCUUGGUGGAGUGAUGGGGUCUGGAGGCCUUGGGGGUGACUGUCCUCUUGCCCAGGAAGAAAUUAUAGAGAUCAACAGAGACUCCAAGCAGAACGGCGAUGCGGCCUCGGCCGCCUUGGCCAACGAAGACUGCCCCACCAUCGACCAGGUGCUCAGCCCGGACGAGAGGAGCCCCAUCGGGCGGGGUCCCACCCGGGAACGCUACCAGCAGGACCGCGCCUGCUUCCUGCUUAACACCAGGGAAUUCCGAGCCACAGAUGGGAAUGUGCGGAAAGAGGCAGCAGCCCUGGCACCCAGCCCAGACUCCCCUCUGACUGAGGAUUGGUAUAAGAUGGAAGGGUCUCUGUUACAGCAGGACCUCAAUGCAAACUCCACCUCCUCCUGGAUCAAACCGUAGACCAGAGGUAACGAUGCAGAAAAACAAAAUCCAAACAAAUACGGCAACAGCCCGUAGGUGCAGUAGCUACACUUUUCUUUUUUCUUUUCUUUCCUUAGUUUAUUUCGAACAUGAACAUACUUACCGCAUCAUACAUCACACAAUGUCAUAUCAUUUCACUUUACAUCAUGUCCGAAAAGGAGUAGGAAGAAGCGAAGCUUAUUUAAUCCUACCCCUUUUACAAAUAUAUACAUUCAUAUACUGACUUCUUUUUGUAGUACAAUGACAUCCCUGAAUGAUUAAUGCAGCAGUUUUGUAAUGUAUAACUAGAAAAUUCCCGCGGAAAUUUUGAUGGGCCUGCUAUCUGUGCCCUCGACCUCUGGUCGGGGGUCGCCGGAAGCCGCCGUACUUAUGAGAUGGUGCCGAGUGUCUGUUUUAGGUGUCGUUGUACAAAAUGAGCCGCAGAGCUAGCCUAAAACAGUAGCAUGUUUACACAAAAAUGAUAACACGUAGCAUGUGUGCUAACGAUAGCAUGAUAACAGUCGCCAUGUUUCAUAUACCAAGUUGUACGACUCAAAGGUGAAAAAAAAGGAAAAUUAGAAGAAAAAGUUAGCAUGCUUAAGUUAGCUUGCUAGCAUGCUAUUGUUUGCAUGCUAACAGGUAACAAGUGUCACAUACCAAGUUUUAUGACCCUGGACGAAACGGUUGCAAAACUAGCUAAAAAAGUGAGCAUGUUAAUUUUAGCGUGCUAGCAAGCUAUCGUGAGCAUGGUAACGGUUAGUUUGUGUCACAUACCAAGUUAUAUGACUCUAAGGUGUA
Messenger RNA from Entelurus aequoreus (snake pipefish), 3221 nucleotides. It is a transcript of the gene kcnc3b, whose product is annotated as potassium voltage-gated channel, Shaw-related subfamily, member 3b. The coding region runs from base 501 to 2423 and encodes 640 amino acids. The record is from RefSeq and is a predicted model, not a curated record. Gene Ontology annotation, cellular component: neuronal cell body membrane; voltage-gated potassium channel complex; axon. Gene Ontology annotation, molecular function: delayed rectifier potassium channel activity; protein binding. Lineage: Eukaryota; Metazoa; Chordata; Actinopteri; Syngnathiformes; Syngnathidae. Gene Ontology annotation, biological process: potassium ion transmembrane transport; protein homooligomerization. The transcript is spliced from 5 exons.